AUGUUAUUCUUUUCAAAAACUGGAAUUCCCGACGCAUUUUUAGAAGAGAUCUGGGAAAGAGCAGACCAAGAACAGAAGGACUACAUUACAGAGAUGGAAUUUUACAUUGCUCUCAAGCUUAUUGCUUGUGCACAGAAUGGUUCUGAAGCAAAUGAUGAUAUUCUAUCUACUUUAGUGCCUGUACCUCAUUUCAAAGAUAUCACAGUUGGAUCGAAAUCCGCUGGAGAAAUUGCACCAAUCACUGCACAAGAGCGAGAUGCCUACAUAGGAAUCUUUCAUUCAUGCAACCCUAUUGAUGGUUUACUAUAUGGCGAACAGGCGAUUGAAAUAUUCAACAGAUCGGGCCUUCCUUCCGAGAAACUAGCUGACAUUUGGACACUUGCAGACACUCGAAAUUCAGGCACACUCAACAAGACGGAAUUCAUCAUUGCCAUGCAUUAUAUAUCUCGACUUAUGAAGGACCCGACCGUUGUAUUACCACCUAAAUUGCCAUCGCAAGUGUACGCCGAAGCUACAGGUCGAUUUGCUUCGUCUAUCCGUAGGCAUCACACUACUACCAUUGCAAGUAGGAGUCGAGCAAGUUCCAAUGCAUCCAUGGCAGGAUACACUUCGCCUGUUAUCAGUCAUAUGAUGUCAGGACCCACUGCUACUGCGAGUACAGUGAAUAGCACCAGUAUAGCAGGAGAUAUCGCACUGGCAGCGCAAGAAAAGGAGAAAUAUUCAGCUUACUUUCAACAAUUGGAUACGGAUGGCUCAGGGUUUAUUGAUGCAGAUGAGGCAGUCUAUUUCUUUAGUCACUCGCGAUUACCUAAUUCUGAAUUGGGCAGAAUUUGGGAGAUUGCAGACAGUCGACGUUUGGGUAAAUUGGAUUUGCAUGAUUUCUGUAUUGCGAUGCAUCUGAUCAAUAUGUGUAAGCGAGGUGAAAGUAUAGACAAGUAUGACCAUGCUCCAUUAACGCCUGACAUAUCAAAUCAAACCUUGCAGAGUCAAGCAAAUCUGAAUCAACGGUAUGAGUUGGAGAAUCAGCUUAUUGAAUUAAAGCAGCAAAUAAACCAUGAAGCCAAGAGAUUGUCCCAGUCUCAAGCUCAAUACAGACAGGAACAAGAAUGCAUUGAGCAACUCAAUAACGAAAUAGCUGCUCUCAAGUCAGAGUUGAGUGCUGCUAAACAAUCCGCAGAGGUCGCCGAGAGAUUGCUUAAUGUCGAACAAAAGAAAAACAGAGAGCUCACAGGAAUUUCAUCUCUUGAAUCAAGUUACUCAUCGGCGGAGCAAAGAUUCGACUCUCCUCUCACUUCAAAUUUACCUGAACUGACAAGAACGACAUCCAUCUUCUCUGGUAGUAGUAAUUCUGUCGUAUCUCCUCGCAGUGACUACACAACGACGUUGGACCCAUUUGCAGGCUUCAAAAGGAUGAACCAAGGAUUGAAUAAUCAAGCAAAACUUCCUCCAGUGUCUCCCACACAGAGCAAAGCCAUCGCUAAAUAUGGAUUUGAUAUCACUGUGUUUGAUGCGUUAUCCAUUGAAGACGAUACUAGUAACAAAGCUUCUCAGCCAAAUCAUUCCAUCAAAGAUGAUCUAGCUGCUCUGUUUGGAUCUCCCACAGUAUCAUCAACAACGACAACAGCAUCGGAUAACCAUCCAAACACCACGGCCACUACCUUUGAUAGCAUCUUUUUGUAA
Mucor velutinosus is the source of this 1680-nucleotide messenger RNA. Its product is annotated as Ubiquitin-conjugating enzyme E2 4. Gene Ontology annotation, cellular component: plasma membrane; cytoplasm. The coding region runs from base 1 to 1680 and encodes 559 amino acids. NCBI's taxonomy places the organism in Eukaryota, Fungi, Mucoromycota, Mucoromycetes, Mucorales, Mucoraceae. The transcript is spliced from 5 exons. Gene Ontology annotation, biological process: endosomal transport; endocytosis. Gene Ontology annotation, molecular function: protein binding; calcium ion binding. The record is from RefSeq and is a predicted model, not a curated record.